Paramuricea clavata is the source of this 279-nucleotide messenger RNA. NCBI's taxonomy places the organism in Eukaryota, Metazoa, Cnidaria, Anthozoa, Malacalcyonacea, Plexauridae. The record is from the annotation of a GenBank genome assembly.
AUGAGAAAUCUAAAUAAAGUAAUUAAAAUUUCUUAUGCGCAAGGAGGAAAUUUAGAGGAGGAACUUAACAAAUUCCUAACAGCGUAUCAUACAACACCUCAUGGGACUACUGGAAAAGCCCCAGAUGAGAUGUUAUUCAAGAGACGUCUUCGCACAAAGAUACCUGAAUUGGUUCCUUUUGAUAAAUGUGAUGAAGAAGUAUGUGAUAGGGAUGCAGUUUCAAACAGAAAGGAAAGGAAUAUGCGGAUGACAAGAAGAAUGCAAAAUAUCCUGACCUAA